UUACCCAUAUCCGGGUUGGAGGAAAGGAAAAAAGUUUCAUUUAAACCUGGACGACAAACUUCAGCAUGAAGCCUCACUGACCGCGCCAAAGCCGCGGCUGUCAGCAACGCAUUUGACCGCCGAUUUUUACAAGCAUUACAGCGCUAUAACACAGCUUCGUUUUUCCGUUGAAUAUUUUUUUCCUGCUUGUGUUUUUCCUCUGUCUGUAUUUUUUUGUGUGAUAGAGUUCUGUGCGUCGGUCAGUGUCCCUGUCUAAAAUGUUCAAGUGACAAUGGCUGCGCAAGUGGCAUCAGCACCGACAAUAACUAAUAAUAAGAAUAAGAAAUUGUCUGGCAAUUUGGGUCAAGAGAUACAUUCGGGGAAAUCAGGAGGAGGAAAUAUAUCGAGAUCUGGAGAAAUGCUUGGAGCUGUUGAUGGGACUAACACAAUGAAUAAUGUUGAUCACCACCACCGACAUGAGCUCAACAUGGUCAAUUCAACUUAUUCUCCGAAUAACAAUUCUGACACACCGGAGAAGGAGAGUGGAAAUAACGUCACUUCGUCAGAUUCGACGACCUCUCCGGGGGGGAUGGAAACCGGGUUGAUAGAGAACCAUAAACUGAAAAAUGUUGGGAGCGGAGAUCCCCCUCAGCACCUCACACCGCCGCAACAGCAGUCACAAUUUAACCCGUUUCCUCAGCAUCAGCAGCGCCAGAUACAAAGUAACAACAACAACAGCCAAGCUACAAGGGGAGAGAGUGAGAAUCACCAUCACGGAGGGAAGGGGGGUGCUUUGGGUAGCCAGCCAGAGCAGCAGAUGCUGAGUAAAGGUGAGGGGGAUCAUACCUGUAAACCAGGGGAGCGGAUGGGUGCUAGGUAUGAACAUUCCAACUUGGGACCAACGACCAACAACAUCAUCAGCCAGCCCCAGAGCGCGGGAGGAAACGAGUUUAAUAACUACUAUGGCACUUCCAGAGUAGGGCCCUGCUAUGAUCAACAUGGCGGACAACAAAGCACAGGGAUGGGGAUGAUGCACUCUUCGGGACCCAACAACAUGGACCCAGUGCACAACUCCCAAGAAGGGUACCACAACAGCCACUACAACCACUAUUCUGGCUACCGGCAGGGCUACUGUGGCGCGGGCUAUGGCAUGAUGGCCCCGUCCAGACAGGGCAGUAACAUGCUGAUUGGCCCUGGCAGCAACACUCCAGCUGGCCAUGUCAAGGCUGCUAUGGGAGCUGCUGCCUGCGGUUCUGGUGGAAGUGUUGGGGGCUUUCAGAGAUUCCCAGGACAGAGUCAGCAUCCUACCGGGGCCACCCCGACACUAAACCAAUUACUGACGUCUCCAAGUCCAAUGAUGCGAGGUUAUGGAAGUGGCUAUCAAGACUAUAACAGUCCCUCUGCACAACAACAAGAUGGCAUCGGCCUGGGCAAAGACAUGACUUCUCAGUAUGGCUCCACAACCCAUGGCUGGCCAGGGCAACAGAGAAAUCACCCGUCCAUGAGUCCUGGAAACGGAGGGCCAGGUAUCAGCAGACCACAGGUGGCCUCUAAGGACUUCAUGGCUAUGAAGCGCUCCCAGCUCUACGGGAUGGGCAACAACCCCUACUCUCAGCAGCAGCAGGGUGGGCCCUACCCCAACCAGCCAUACGGAUCACCCACUCCACACCGAUACCCAAUGGGGAUGCAGGGGAGGGGCCAGGUGGGCAUUGGCGGGAUGCAGUACCCUCAACAGCAG
Molecule: messenger RNA, 1717 nt
Organism: Salvelinus namaycush (lake trout)
Lineage: Eukaryota; Metazoa; Chordata; Actinopteri; Salmoniformes; Salmonidae
Product: AT-rich interactive domain-containing protein 1B-like
Exons: 2
Source: RefSeq, a predicted model, not a curated record